AUGUCACUGUUACAAAUUUUACUCAUGAGUCUUAUGUUAUUAAUCAUCCAUCAAACCAGCAUUACUUCAUCUUCUCUCGAUCUCACACAAGGAUUCACUCUUGUUUCAUUAAAUAACUCAAACUUUGAUAUUCAAAAACCCUACAAUCUUCCAAUAAAUCAACGUUACAUCUUCACAAAUGGAGUGCACCAAUUUUGGAUAUAUCCGACCGACAAACCUUUCACGAAUGAAACCAAUACUCAACCUCGAACCGAGGUUCGAAUCAGUGGACACGACUAUACAUGUGGUACAUGGCAAUUUGAAGGGUAUGGUUAUAUUCCAAGUGGCACAAGCGGGGUGUGUAUUAUGCAAGUGUUUGGUGGAAGUCCUUAUGCGACAACAACACAACUUAGGAUCUACAAUGGUUCACUUACUUACUAUGAAUCUCCUGUUUUGUCUCAGAAUAUCUAUGACAGAUGGUUCAAGAUGAACGCUAUUCAUGAUGUUGGUGCUAACAAUGUUAGGGUUUAUAUUGACGAGGUUCUUACGUAUGACGGAGUUGGUCGUGGAGUGAACACUCACUACUUUAAAUUUGGGGUUUAUUUGCAAAAUGAUCCUUCUAGCUGCGCAGAAUCUCGUUGGAAGGAUAUUAAAGUUCUAAGAAAAUAG
This is a messenger RNA of Lathyrus sativus (Indian pea), 648 nucleotides long. The record is from the annotation of a GenBank genome assembly. Lineage: Eukaryota; Viridiplantae; Streptophyta; Magnoliopsida; Fabales; Fabaceae.